This is a messenger RNA of Entamoeba invadens IP1, 2088 nucleotides long. RefSeq lists its product as hypothetical. The record is from RefSeq and is a predicted model, not a curated record. The transcript is spliced from 3 exons. Gene Ontology annotation, biological process: protein autoprocessing; positive regulation of DNA-templated transcription. Gene Ontology annotation, molecular function: DNA-binding transcription factor activity; sequence-specific DNA binding. NCBI's taxonomy places the organism in Eukaryota, Evosea, Mastigamoebida, Endamoebidae. The coding region runs from base 1 to 2088 and encodes 695 amino acids. Gene Ontology annotation, cellular component: nucleus; endoplasmic reticulum membrane.
AUGAAUAACGAAGUUCCUAGUGUUGGUAAUUUAGUUUUGGUAUCUUCCAGUGACAUUCCUAGAACCCGGCGCUUUCGGAAGAAAAAUUGGAAAUGCACAUACCCUCAUUGCACAGAUCCUCCAAAAACGAAAUACAACGUAACCAGCCACAUAUGGGACAGUCAUUUAAGAACAGAAAUUGGGAAACCGGGGAAUAAUCCCCACAACUUAGUUUUGACAACUUUCAAAGAUUCGCCCCAAAAAGAAAUAAUAAAACAAUUAUGUGAGCCGUACAUGGUGAAAUUGGUCGACAAAAUCACUCCAAAAACGAAACCCAAACCCGACAAUUUUCCAUUUGCUUUUGAGCAAAACACGUCCGACCAAAAUUCCGACAUUAAUCACAUUCACACCAAUUCCUCUUCAAAUAGUGUUAUUGGCUUUGACCACUCCAAUGAGAUGAAUAAUGAAUAUGCCAUUCAAAUGGAACCACAAAUUCCCCCAAAUUCGCCUCUCGACCGCCCAAAAUGUCCACAACACACACAAAUCACGCGAAUGCAACAAAACGUACAACAGCAGAUGCAACAGAAUUUCGAAAACGCAACACGACAAAAUGUUCUUCCACAACCGCCUCACCCAAUCCCAGAAGUCGAAAUGUCACAACAACAAACGGGCCACUACUCCUUCGAGGAUUUCGUUAAGAUCGAAAAGAUCAAUGAAAAUUUGCGACAGUUACACGUCUUAGGAGAGGUCUUUGCUGAAAAUGGAUUUCUAGUCCGGUCGGACGCCCGUGCCAAAACUGAUAUCGAAGAGAUUCAUUCUGCAUUGAGUGGAGUAUUAUCCCUUGACGGGGUGUCGUACGCGUACAAGAACAAUCCGACCGACAAAAAAUAUGGGUUCGUAGCGCAAGAAAUCGAGUCGAUCUAUCCCGACUUGGUCAAACGGGAUCGCGAUGGGAAUAUGAGUGUCGACUACAUUGGGGUCAUCCCCAUCUUAGUAGAAGCUUUAAAAGAGAUCAAUCGGAAUGCAGAAGGGAUGAAAAACGAUCAAGAGUUGACUGGUGUAUCUCUUCGUGUUGACAGUGCUAUUAACAGACUCGAGAAAUUACUCUUUGAAGCAGAUUGUAAGAACUUGCAAAAGGAGGAAAGCUCUAAAUUCGAGCAAUGGAAGUCUAAGACUAUGCACAUCUUCGGACCCGUCUCAUUCUUGAUAUUCGCAUGUUUGUUCAGCUCCAUCUUGUCGAUCAUCUUGCCAAUAGUCUUUCCGUCAAUGUACUUCUUGAUGUGUGCGUCUGUCGUCCUCUCCGUGACGCUUUGGAUCUUCGUCUUCAUUAACAGGAAGGAGGCAGUCAAAUUUUUGAUGUCAAAAAGAGCGUUUUUCCCACUCAAACAGAACAGAAACUUUAAAUGGACGAUGUCACAGUACAUCACGUGGUACAUCACAUUUUCGUUGUUUUUCACAAUGGUCAUCUUUUCAAUACUUAUUGGAAGUAACGUCUUUCUUGCAUUUGUUGUGUAUAUAAUUGCUGCAAUGGCGGUGCUUGUUGUGUGCUAUUUUGUUAACAAAGGGGGGUCGAGGUUUGGGAUCCCCUAUCAAUACUCAUUAAUUGUUCUCUUAGUGUUCCAAGCAUGUGCCAUAGGAAGUCUUGUGUUGUGUACUAUCUACCAACGCAAAAAGGAUUUUGGUGAUGAGUCGAAGUACGUCAUCCACAUAACAGAGAACGUAGAAGUCACACAAGUCGAAAUGCCAAAGGUGUCGUGGAACUGUUUUAGUCCUUCUAUAACAACGGAACCAGAUCUCCCCGCUGGACUUCAUUUUGAGACGUCACAAAGACUCUUUUCUUUACCCGUCCCCGUGUUAGCUGGAAAGCCGACUGGGGGGUUUAGUGAUUCGGAAGUAAAAGUGUCCUUGGAAUGCAAUGGGAUUGUAUUACUUGAUUUUCCUACACUGUAUUUUAAGAGUUGUGCAUUGAACUCUGAUCCUGGCGUGUGUAGUUUGAACUCUUGUGGGUAUUGUAGAGCUUCGACACAACAACAAAGUUUUUGUGGAAUAUGUGGGAGUUAUUUUGACCAGCAAUGUAAAAAUGUGUCUGGGCUUGUUUCUAACUGUUGA